AAAUGGAAAAGUAACAUGCAGUCGUAACGUAAUAUUUUCGUAGAGUUCAUUGUUCAUUUCCUGUGAUUCAUGCCGGUUUUGCGAUAGUAUAGAGUUAAAUUUAAAAAUAUAAUUAUAUAGAUAAUACUGCAACAAUAAAUUAUUUGUGUAUAGUAUCCAGUAGAAAUGGCCAAGCUCACUGUUUUAAUAUUAGGAGGUUGUGGUUUCAUUGGACGAAACCUGGUAACAUACUUACUAAAUAAUGACUUGGUUAAUUCUAUUGUAGUAGUGGAUAAAGUACCACCCCAAGUAGCUUGGUUAAAUAAAAUCCAUUCAGAGAGCUUUAAAAAUAAACUGGUACAAUUUAAGAGUGCUAAUCUUAUAAAUAAAGAGUCUUGUAAAAACGCGUUUAGUCUUUCUGAUGGCUCUACAUGGGAUCUCGUAGUAAAUUGUGCUGGUGAAACGAAACCUGGCCAGACUGAUCCAGUGUAUCAAGAAGGAAUCCUUAAACUCAGUAUAAAUUGUGCAAAACAGGCUGCUCUUAUGAAUGUUGGAAGGUAUAUUGAACUAUCUUCAGGCAACAUGAAUUCUUAUGAUAAGGUUCCUCAUAAAGAAUCAGACCCAUUGGAGCCUUGGGGAUUUAUUGCUAAAUGGAAAAAAGAGGUAGAAGCUCAACUAAGUGAAAUUCCAAACUUAAAAUACACAGUUUUGCGUCUUCCUCUAGUGUAUGGCCUAGGAGAUAAACAUUAUAUCACGCCUCGCAUUUUAGCGGCAGCUAUUUACAAAGAACUUAAAAAAACAAUGAAACUUUUAUGGAAUGAAGAUCUAAAGGUGAAUACCGUUCAUGUUGAAGACGUUUGCAGGGCUAUUUUGUUUCUUUAUGAAAAAGAAGAAGCUAUAGGCCAGAUAUAUAAUUUGGUGGAUGAUGCAGAUACCACACAAGGAUCCAUUUCAAACCUUCUUGCUGAUAUUUUUAAUGUAGACGUUUCUUAUUAUGGCAAAAUGGUCUCUUCAGUGAUUGACUUGGAGAGUGCCACUGAAGAAGCUAAUGAUCAACAUUUGGUUCCUUGGGCAGAAGCUUGUCGGCGAGACGCCAUCGAAAAUACUCCCCUAUCACCACACAUGAACUCUAUUUUGCUCCAGUACAAACAUUUGUAUUUAGAUGAUAGUAAACUGAAAAAUUUGGGCUUUAGUUUAAAUGUGCCUAAACCCACAAUCGAAAAAUUAAAGGAAAUCGUGGAUGAUUACGUUGAAAUGAAGGUUUUUCCACCAUCAUUGGCUUUUUAGUUGCAUAUAAUGAUAUAAGGUAAGAAAUUUAAAUAAAGCCAAUCAAAGAGCAAUCAGUUAUAGCCUAAACCGUUGGAAUCAUUCCGUCUAGGUGCAGAAUUUUGAUUUUAUGUAAGAACAUGUUAUAAUGAUAUAUUUAUCGUUGCCUUACAGAAGUCGUAUUAAUAUUUUUUUGAAAAAUUCAUAUAUUCUGUAAUACAAAGUUUAUACUUGUAGGUUAAGAAUAUUAAAUUUUAGUCUUAAAAUAAAUGUUUGCAAUGUGUGCCCAGCCCUUUUAAAGUGUCUUAUAUAUAAAAUGUCAAUAUUAUAUAAAAAUUGUUUUGUAUAUUUUUAUUAGUAAAAUAAAUAUUGAAUUUCUUUUA
Messenger RNA from Anthonomus grandis grandis, 1628 nucleotides. RefSeq lists its product as uncharacterized. The transcript has 7 exons. The coding region runs from base 166 to 1266 and encodes 366 amino acids. NCBI's taxonomy places the organism in Eukaryota, Metazoa, Arthropoda, Insecta, Coleoptera, Curculionidae. The record is from RefSeq and is a predicted model, not a curated record.